UGAAACCUCACUGAAUGUUUAUCACAUCAUCUCGGGCUUCAGCUGCUUCAUCAAGAGAAACAACAGCACUUAUAUCAUCUGAUGUUUUUUAAUGUCCAUCAGCAUGUGGUUUCUCAUUGUAUUUUUAAUCAGUAUGGAAGAUCUGGUGACCGGUGGAUGGGACGAGUUAAAGACAGUGAUGGAGAGAGAGGCUCUGACUUUGCAAACAGGAAUAUCUGAACUCAGAGGAGAUGAUGAGACCAUGUGGCUCUUUACAGUUGGCAGCCAAACCACCCGAAUAGCACAGAUGUACCGUAGUAAAGUAUGGCUUCAUAAGAGACUGUCUGACCGACUGCAGCUUGACCAGCAGACAGGAUCACUGACCAUCAGGAACAUCAGCGUCAGUGAAUCUGGACUUUAUACGCUCGCUCUCACCAUCAAUGAUUUAAUCUCUAGGAAAACAUUCAGAGUCGAUGUAUAUGCACCGGUUUCUGUUCCUGUCAUUAGUGGUGGCUUAUUGGUCAAUGCAAACCAUGUUAAUGAAUUUCAGAAUAGAGAUUUCUGCUCUGUGUUCUGCUCGGUGAAGAAUGAUCGAGACGUGUCUAUCUCGUGGUAUAAAGGGAGUGAAAUAGUGAAUCAGAACAGCAAUCCUGAUCUCAGCAUCAACCUCAGUUUAUCAUUAGAUCUUCAUUAUAAUGAUUCAGAGACCUACAGAUGCACGGCUGUGAAUCCAGUGAGCAAUAAGAGCGUCCAUCUUCACAAGAAAGAGAUCUGCUCACCACAGGAAGCACCGGUUUCUGUGCCGGUCAUCACUGGUGGCUCUUUGGUCAGUGCAAAUCAUUCUGAAGAUUGUGUGGAUCACUGUGGCAUCUCUGAGGCUCUGGUUCGUCUGGUUCUGUCUGGUCUGGUGGGAAUCGCCGCUGUUGGAUUUCUUAUUGAACAUCUGAUGCUCUGCUCAUCUCAGAGAAGAGCUGUUUCUUCUGUGUGAUGGUGAUACUUCUGUGAGACCAACCAACAUGUCAUACAGAUGGCAUACAUGGGGCUUUAAUUAUGAGUCAAGUCACCUUUAUUUGUAUAAUGCUUUAUACAGUGUUGGUUGUGUCAAUACAGCUUUAAUAACAAAAGUCAUUUUUCAAGUCUCACAUUACUGUAGAUCAGAGUUAUCCUAGCAUUCACAUCAAAGUGAUCUUUCUUUACAAAAUAAUGCAGUUCAAUGAAAUUAAAACCCUUAAAAUGGAAAGCAGUGCCAGUGGAGCAGGAAGUGGUUUAGUGGUUUGUGUUCUCCAGUGGCAUGCAAUGGUAAAACAGAACAAAACUAACCAUUAAGUGCCAUAGAAAUGUGUAUGUUUAAGCCUUUUACCAGUAAAGAUUUGAUAUUUUUGCAGAACAUUUGUACCUCAAUGAAACAAGUUUAUCACACCUGCUGCAACCUUCAUAGUAAAAUAAUAACAUUUUCUUGAGAAUUUGAAAAUCUAGUCCAUAUAUCGAGUCGAUCGUUCAACAAAAGAAUAAAAACACUUUUUUUUCCUUCAAUUAUUUUUAUUUUAAAAGUGAAAAAUGUGCAAACGUUAAGUUAAUAUUAAAAUAAUUUAGAGCAUAAACUAAAAUACAGAAUAUUUAUAAAUAUAUUUUAUAAAUACAUACAGAAGCAGCACUUCUUAAAUACAUACUGUGGUCUUUAGGUUUAGUUAAAGAGGAAUAAACCUUGGGAGAUGUCCAGCCCUCCUCGUCAGAAUGGCACAAUACUGUCUCUAUACUAAUUACAAAGGCAGUCGUAUAACAAUCAAACACAGUGGUGUAAUACACAGUAUAUAUAAACAGAAGCAUUUGCCACACACUCUUAUACAGAGUAAUAUGUACUUUAGCUUAUCAAGACUUUGUUAAAACAUGAAAUGUAGAAAAACCCUGUUUAGGAUUGAAGGCAGUCCAUGGGAUCCAGGGGCGGACUGGCCAUCUGGAGCAAUGGGACUUUUCCCAGUGGGCCGCUGGCCAAUGGAAAACACAACAGCCCCAGGACGUCGGGCUAGCGUUUUUACGAACCAAGUCAAAGAUUAUCUAUUAUUGAACAUUUCAAGUUUAUCUGUGAAGCACAUGAAGCUAUCGUUUGAGUUUAUAAACUUCUAUUUCAUGCAUGAUUCGAAUGGAUCUUUGCGAGUGUGAGUUCUAGGAGAAUGUUUGUGUCGUGAUGAGCAUGAAUUGCUCACUAGGAGUCGCUAACAGUGUUGCCAGGUCUCGCGAGACAAAUAAGCAAACAGGCCUGUGAAAAAAAAGCUUUUUCGACUUUUUCUACGGAGCCCCCCUAGGUUCUGGGAAGAGAAAAAUAAAUAAACUCUGGGUACAGAUUGUCAAUUUAUAUCCAUGUGGACCGAUUGGUAAACCGUGCGCAGUUUUACAAAACUGCAAACUGUUUAUUUAUUUUGUGGGUGGGAAAAAACUCUGCUGUCUCCUGUGUGUAUGGGGAAACGGUAGGGGCAGAGAGAACAGGCUAGACUACAUUUAAAUAACAUGUAGAAAAUUAUCUGCUUGAUAAAUUAUUAUGGAGCUGGGAACAAGCCCAAUUAAGCAACUACACUUUAGA
This is a messenger RNA of Carassius auratus (goldfish), 2557 nucleotides long. RefSeq lists its product as uncharacterized. The record is from RefSeq and is a predicted model, not a curated record. The coding region runs from base 92 to 967 and encodes 291 amino acids. The transcript is spliced from 6 exons. Lineage: Eukaryota; Metazoa; Chordata; Actinopteri; Cypriniformes; Cyprinidae.